AUGCCGAUCCAGAAGGUGCACGCCCGUCAGAUCUUCGACUCUCGUGGCAACCCAACCGUUGAGGUGGAAAUCACCACCGAAGCUGGUGUCUUCCGCGCUGCGGUGCCCAGCGGCGCCUCCACGGGCGAGAAUGAGGCUUGUGAGUUGCGAGACGGUGGCAAGGACUACAUGGGCAAAGGUGUCUCGAAGGCAGUCGACAACGUGAAAUCCAAGAUCGCGCCCGCCCUCAUUGGCAAGGACCCGGCAGACCAGCAGGGCAUCGACAAGAUCAUGAUUGACUUGGAUGCCACGGAGAACAAGACGAACCUGGGAGCCAACGCCAUUCUAGGUGUGUCCAUGGCCUGCUGCCGCGCUGGCGCUGCGCAGAAGGGUCUUCCCCUCUUCAAGCACAUUAACGAGAUCGCGGGCAAGCCCCUCAUGUCCAUGCCUGUGCCGUGCUUCAACGUCAUUAACGGCGGUGUCCACGCCGGCAACUUCUUGGCUUUCCAGGAGUUCUUCCUGAUCCCCGUGGGUGCCAAGACCUUCGCGGAGGCCAUGAAGCUCGGCUCAGAGACCUACCACAACCUGAAGGGCAUCAUCAAGAAGAAGUAUGGCCUGGACUCCACGGCCGUGGGCGACGAGGGCGGCUUCGCCCCUGCUGUGGCGGACCCAGAGGAGGGCCUGAAGCUGCUGCUGGAAGCCAUCAGCCAGGCGGGCCACGAGGGCAAGAUCCU
Messenger RNA from Symbiodinium necroappetens, 713 nucleotides. Lineage: Eukaryota; Dinophyceae; Suessiales; Symbiodiniaceae. The record is from the annotation of a GenBank genome assembly.